AUGUUCAACACUUCAAGUAAGACAAUUUCGGCUGUCACGGCUGUUACUGUCGUGCUUGCUAUCUCUCUCGCCACCACGACUUUCUGGAUCCUGCUCUCAGAACAGGCCGCUACGGCAGGACUGCUCACUCUGAACCAAGCUAAAAUAGCCCAGUUCAACCUCACCGAAACGCCUCCGCCAGGCCUUUUACAGCGCGACCCACAAGACAUACAGCGUGGGGCUAGCGGGAUCCUAAACAUUGCAGCCAAAAAGACUUCCGAUGUCACUGGUGACACACAGAGCGCAGUGAGCUCAGCAGUAACCUCUCUGCCCCAGAUCGAAGAUUAUGUGCCGUUCAACUGCUCUUUCGGUAUGAUCGUGUUCUGCGUUGGGUUCAAGCACAGUCGGUCCUGCAGUAGCUCGCAACUUACUAUCUCGGCAUUUGUACUGGACAAGAUCCAGGACUUACCAAAUCCGCUUAGAGAUUCCAUCCAAGCGCGUGUGAAGGAUCUGUCUUCAUUGCCAGGCAGCCUGGACAGCCUACCUACAGCGGUGCUUGACUGCUUGAUUGCAGGUUCUCUCUCAUUUAUCACUCUGCUACUGCUGUCUUACUGUGUUGCAUAUGGGUAUCCCAAUCGUUUUGCGAGUAUCGUUCGAAAUAUUGACGCUAGGACGCAGACAAUGGUUCAUUUGGGCGUAGGUUUUAUCUGCUGCGCGCCCUAUGUCGUGCUUGUUGCUAUGCAACACAGCGUCACUAGGGCUGUCGAAAAGCUGCCAGCCUGGGUAGAAAUAGAGGCGGGCAAGAUAUUUGGCAUCAGUAUUGCAGCGAUGGUCUUUGCCAUCAUAUUCGCUGCGUUUUUAGCGAUUUUCUCAUGCUACAUCCGUGCCCAAAGCAUAAGAGAAAUGUCUAGGAUAGGGCCGUCAGCACAUUCUCUUGCUGAUGUCACUGGAUCACCUAUUAGCACAAGAUACAAUGCGUAG
Exserohilum turcica Et28A is the source of this 960-nucleotide messenger RNA. RefSeq lists its product as uncharacterized. Lineage: Eukaryota; Fungi; Ascomycota; Dothideomycetes; Pleosporales; Pleosporaceae. The coding region runs from base 1 to 960 and encodes 319 amino acids. The record is from RefSeq and is a predicted model, not a curated record. The transcript is spliced from 2 exons.